Messenger RNA from Moesziomyces antarcticus, 1239 nucleotides. Its product is annotated as alcohol dehydrogenase. Bases 1 to 1239 code for a protein of 412 amino acids. Gene Ontology annotation, biological process: formaldehyde catabolic process. The transcript is spliced from 5 exons. NCBI's taxonomy places the organism in Eukaryota, Fungi, Basidiomycota, Ustilaginomycetes, Ustilaginales, Ustilaginaceae. Gene Ontology annotation, molecular function: zinc ion binding; S-(hydroxymethyl)glutathione dehydrogenase [NAD(P)+] activity. Gene Ontology annotation, cellular component: cytosol. The record is from RefSeq and is a predicted model, not a curated record.
AUGGCACAGACACUGCAGGCACAGGCGCUCGUCAUCGAGCAGGCGCACGGACCCUUCCAGCUCGCCGACAUCCAGCUCGACAUCAGCCAGCUCAAGUCCGAUGAGGUGGUCGUGCGAUACCACCACACCGGUGUCUGCCAUACCGACAUCCACUGCCGCAACGUCGCAACGCCCCAGCUGCUUCCCGCCAUCUACGGCCAUGAGGGCGCAGGAACGGUCGAGCAGGUCUCGAGCGACUACAAGGGCUCGCUCAAGGUCGGAGACUCGGUGCUGGCUAGCUUCUGCAGCUGCGGCGGAUGCAACAAUUGCAACUCCAGCCGUCCGGCCUACUGCGACCUCUUUGUACCCAUCAACCUAGCCCACUUUACCAAGGAGAUGCAGCACGUCAAGGUGCCCUACCAGAAACAGGACGGUGAAAAGGGCGAGGCGCUCAUCAAGUACUUUGGCCAGAGCUCCUUCUCGAGCAGGAUGAUUGUGACCGAUCGCAGUCUGACCAAAGUGAGCUCCAACGUGCCGACCAAGUUGGUGUGUGCCUUGGCGUGCGGCUUCCAGACCGGCUUCGCGACCGUGUUCGAGAAGGCACCGACGGAUCAACCGCGCUCGUUUGAGCUGUUCGAGUCGGCGGGCGUGCCCGUUCCUAGCUCGAUCAAGACUUCCAGCCGGUACGAGCGCAGCAAGCAGACGCUGAUUGUCACCGGACUUGGCGGUGUAGGUCUCGGCGCCAUCUAUGGUGGUAAAACCCUCGGCUUUGGUUCUGUCAUCGCCUGCGACCUUAACGAUGAUCGUCUCGAGCUGGCGAAAGAAGUCGGUGCUACGCAUACGAUCAAUGUCAGGGGGCUGGAUAGCGCCGCUUUUGCUGCCAAGGUCAAAGAGUACAGCGCCGAUGGAAGGGGCGCUUCGCUCGCGAUCGAGGCGAGUGGUGCACCGGCUGCUAUGGGCAAUGCAGUCAUGGCACUGGCUGUCGGCGGACGCUCGGUCGUCGUGGGCGCCCCGCCCAGCGAUGCACCUCUCCCCGUCCCGCAUGCCCAUCUUCUUGCUCAAGCCACCUCCGUCGAAGGCCUUCUCAUGGGCAACUCGGUACCCGAGGUCACCAUCCCGUACCUGGUGGGCAAACUCGAAGCGGGCGAGCUGCCCUUCCUGGACAAGAUGGUCAAGGUGUACAAGCCCGCCGACAUGAACACCGCGGUCGAGGACCAGGAGAGCGGCAAAGUGAUCAAGCCCGUCAUCGCAUGGGAGUAG